Sitophilus oryzae (rice weevil) is the source of this 579-nucleotide messenger RNA. RefSeq names its product eggshell protein 1-like. The transcript is spliced from 8 exons. The record is from RefSeq and is a predicted model, not a curated record. The coding region runs from base 90 to 536 and encodes 148 amino acids. Lineage: Eukaryota; Metazoa; Arthropoda; Insecta; Coleoptera; Curculionidae.
UAUAGAAAAACACACAUGUGAAGAACAAACAUUUCAUUGAACUUCUCCAAUAGAAUUGUAUAACAUCAAUUAUUUCUAUAAUAUCAAUUAUGUUCUUCUUUAGAAGCAUAUUGUUUUUGUGUAUCGUUGGUGUGGGCAUAUCAAUGAUUGCAGUACCAUCAGUUUCAGAUCAACAACUGAGAAUUCGAACUAAAAGGUCACCACAAGGAGGUGGUGGUCGUGGAGGUGGUUUUGGGGGAGGUUUCGGUGGAGGUGGAGGAAGAGGAUUUGGGGGAGGAUUUGGCGGAGGAAGAGGUUUUGGAGGAGGAUUUGGCGGAGGAAGAGGCUUUGGUAGAGGCUUUGGUGGUGGUAGAGGUUUUGGACGAGGAUUUGGAAGAGGAUUUGGAGGUCCCAGAGGAUUCGGAGGACCCAGAGGAUUUGGCAGACCUGGAUUCGGUUUCGGACCCCCUCCACCGCCCUUUGGACUUGGAGGGGCAAUUAUCGUUGUGGAUGACGGAUAUCGACGAUACCGUCGUCCCUACUAUUAUGAUUAUUAGAAUUUAUUAUGUUUUUUAUUUAUUAAUAAAGAUGUUAACCUAA